UUGUGAAAUUCAACCAAAUGGAGUUUCGGAGCCAAUACCAGCUAAUGUUUUUGAAUUUUUAUUAAGAGGACAUGGAGCAGUGGCAUUGCACAUCUAGGACAUGUUUUGAGAUGUAACUGGACUGUAUAUUGAUUAUUACCUCAUCAGCAUCAUCAUUAGACAGAUGGUUUGGUGGUUGUGGGGUAGGGCAGGAGGCUAUGGUUUUCUCUAUAGACAUCAGAGAGGAUUCAAUUACCAGCAAAACUGUAAUCUGGUCAAUGUAAAGUUAAAAUGGGUGAAAGAUAGGGUAUUGGAUGCUGUCAUAGCUGGUGAGAGGGAUCUCAGGGCAGUCUGCACCAUCGUUUCCAUCAUAUCCUCUGAUCCUCGACGUUGUUUACCUGUUUACCAUCUCACCCGCUGUCGAGGACAACUAGGUCUUCCACAUGAUCUUAGGCUUUCCACCUUUGUCAGGAGAUAUCCCACUAUUUUUUAUGAAUUUCAAGUCCCUGACAGUGGUGGCACUCUUGUCCCAUGGUUCUCCUUGACUCCCGAAGCCCUAAAUCUCCAUCAAGAAGAACUCAAUAUCGUUCAACAGUAUCAGAAGGACCUUCUUGAUAGACUUUGUAAGCUGCUCAUGCUCACCAAAGAAAGGACUCUUCCUUUACAAACAAUUGACCAGCUAAAAUGGGACAUGGGUUUGCCACAUGACUAUGAGCAUUCCUUGAUUCCACAGCACCCUGAGUUAUUUCUGUUAUCUCGCCUUCCUGAUGAUCGUGUUGGCUUAAAACUUCUAUUAUGGGAUGAUCGUCUUGCUAUCUCGGAAUUGCAAAAAAAUGAUGCUUUUCAGCAAAAGGAGGAUGUUAAAAGCGGAUGCUUAGCCUUUCCAAUUCGAUUCACAAGGGGUUUUGGAUUGAAAAGAAAGUGCAUGCAAUGGUUAGAUGAGUGGCAGAGGCUUCCUUAUACUUCCCCUUACUCGGAUGCCUGCCACUUGGAUCCCCGUACAGACAUAUCUGAGAAGAGGAUUGUUGGAGUCUUUCAUGAGUUUCUCCAUCUUACCAUACAAAAGAAAACUGAACGUAAGAAUGUGAGCAAUCUUCGUAAACCACUAGCCUUGCCCCAGAAAUUUACGAAGGUGUUUGAGCGCCACCCUGGCAUCUUCUACAUUUCAAAGAAGUCAGACACUCAGACUAUUGUUCUUAGGGAAGCAUAUGACCGCCAUCAACUCAUCCAAAAGCACCCCCUUGUUGGUAUCAGAGACAGAUAUUCAAACAUGAUGCAAAAGGGGUUCCUUGAUAGGAGUAAGGGUUUGUACAAGAGAAGUGCUGAUGCAGGUUUGGAGGAUGGUGCAUUACAAAAUGUUUUUAUUGAUGAAUUUAGUGACAAGAGUUAUAAAUCUGAAGGAGAGUCAGAGGGUAUUUUGUUUUCUGAAUAUGAAUCAGAUGAUUCAGAAGCAUAAUAAAAAAAAAUAUUCAGAGUGGGGGAAGAUUAAGCACUACAAGGAGCAUUUGAUUCCUCUCCAGCACAGCACCUCUUGAAGGAUCUUGAGCAUCCACGACUGUGUUCUUUAUAAUUUGGAAUUGGGUAAAGCUAGUAUACAUUUUGUGUACAUGGACUCACUCACAGCUAUGGUUCCAACUAUUAUACAUGUUUUUUUACGAACUUAUUGGAAUUUGAUGUGUGUUCCGGCUGACUGGAUAUCAAAAUUUUCAUGUUUCUUUGUACACAACAUUGGAGGAUGUAAACAUCAAGGCACUUGUGGAUGAUGCAGAUUCGGAAGUGGGAGGGAAGAUGUUAGACUUUUAAUGACAAAAUGGGUGACAGGAUUCAAGUCUUUUUGCAGUAAAUAAUUCGGUUUAAUCCUUGAAGCUCCAACAUUAAGACCUGGUUCUGCAGUUGAGAAAGGAAAGCUCUCAAGGAAGAUUUGAAGCUCAAUCCUACUGCCUAUGAGUCUCAGAAGUACCUCUCUUCUCUUAUUUUGUCAUAGAGGAGCAACAUCCAACCCCAAGGGGUUUGGCUUAGUAGGAGGAGAGGCAGCCAAAAGGUUUACCACCCAAAAUGUUGCGUGGUCGAAUCCACGAAGGCCAAACGUUCCAAACCUUGGGGCCGCUGGAUGUUUGCCUGGUCGUUAACUUUAGGGCCUUGGGAUUAGUCGUGGUGUACAUAAACUGGCCUGGACACCCAGUUAUUAAAAAAAAAAGGAAAAAAGAGGACAACAUCCAUAGGUUGCUGCAAAGAGAAAGCAGGAAAUUACGAAGUUAAAGUCCUUGUUGAGUAAUGAAUUUGACAUGAAGGAUCUUGGAGCUGCCAAAAAGAUCCUUGGGAUAGAAAUUCACCAUGACAGGAAGACUGGAAAAUUGUGGUUGUCUCAAAAGGGUUACUUGAAGAAGGUGUUAAGAGAGGUUUAACAUAUUGAACGUGAAACCUGUUAGUACACCUCUUGUUGCGCAUUUCAGUUCUUCAGAGUUGCGUCCUAAGUCAGAUGAGGAGGCAAAGAAUAUGUCUCAAGUACCAUAUGCAAAUGCAGUUUGGUGUCUCAUGUAUUUGAUGGUGUGCACAAGGCAGUUGGCAUGGUUAGCAGAUAUAUGGCAGAUCCAGGAAAAAAGCAUUGGAAUGCAGUAAAGUGGAUCUUCAGGUAUCUUGCAGGCACUGGUGAUUUUGGGAUGAUGUUUGAUCAGAAAUUAGCUUCAACAACUGUUAUGGGUUAUGUGGAUGCUGACUAUUUAGAGGAUCUUGAUUCUAGAAGGUCCAUGACAGGUUAUGUGUUCAUGUUUGCUGGUGGUUCUAUUUGUUGGAAGUCUACUUUAUAGGAUACGAUUGCUCUAUCUACCAUAGAAGCAGAGUAUAUGGCAGUGACCGAGGCAGCAAAAGAAGCAGUUUGGCUUAGAGGAUUGGUUGGUUAGCUUGGUUUCAAGGAAGACAAUAUUGUAUUGCAGUGUGACAGUUAGAGCGCCAUUCAUUUGGCCAAGAAUCAAGUGUAUCGUGCUAGAACAAAGCACAUUGAUGUAAGGUAUCACAUGAUUAGAGAGUGGCUAUCUUUGGGUGAUGUAUGCUUGUUGAAGGCUCACAUUGAUGAGAAUGCUUCUGAUAUGCUGAAAAAAUUAGUUCUAAUGGAUAAGUUUAAGCAUUGCUUAGACUUAAUUCAUGUUCUCUCAUGUUGAUGAUGAUUGGAGGGUAGUGCACUCUUACCCAUAAAGUAGGUGCAGGAAGGUACCCAAUAUGGGGUAUAGUUACUUGGUGAUUGAUGACAUCUACGACCUCUUUUCAGGAUGGUUUAUGAUAAAUACGCCAAUGUGGAGAUUGUUGUGAGGUGUCUUGUAUUUAUUGAACUCCUAGCCCGGGGUGUGGGGGGCGGGCCCUACGCAACGCACCGUAAUGGGUCUGUAAUGUUAGUUUCGGCCCUACUGUUUUUCCCUAUAUAUUGUAUAAGUGUAUAUGUUUUAGGGUUAAGAGAAAAACAGAGAGAUGCGGAGUGUGUCGUAAUCCUUAUUGCGUAUAGUGGAUUUGAUCGUUCUCCGCCAUGGACGUAGCGAUUUCGCCCACGAA
Molecule: messenger RNA, 3522 nt
Organism: Camellia sinensis
Lineage: Eukaryota; Viridiplantae; Streptophyta; Magnoliopsida; Ericales; Theaceae
Source: RefSeq, a predicted model, not a curated record